This is a messenger RNA of Triticum turgidum subsp. durum (durum wheat), 318 nucleotides long. NCBI's taxonomy places the organism in Eukaryota, Viridiplantae, Streptophyta, Magnoliopsida, Poales, Poaceae. The record is from the annotation of a GenBank genome assembly.
AUGAAAGAAAUCACCAACGAUUUGUGCCCUGUCCUUAGCAUACAACAGCUAGCUCGAACCAGUACAAUGUAUUGGGAUGACAAAUAUGGCACCCACACUGUUUCAUCAGAGGUCAUCUCAAGUAUGAGAAUAAUGAUGACAGAAGACUCGAACAAUGCAGUGAGCAGUUCUUUCUUGUUGGAUGAUGAUUCAAGCAUUCCAUUUUCGGUGGAUGACAUCUCAAAGUCAAUGACAGAAAUCGAGGUAACGGACGUUGAUAUGCCACCUUUGAUCCGGGAGAAUUCUGGGUUUAGCUUCCUACACCAAAGAAAGGACUAA